AUGUAAAAAAAUAAUGAAAUAAGUAAAGGAGGUCGUUAAAAAAUUGCAUUUAGUUUUUAGGUAAAAACUAACAAAAUAAUCAAUAUUAUUUAAUAAAAUAAUAUAUAAUCUUGGUAAAACAUUCAAGCAGAAGUCUCCUAAAGUCUUAAUCUUAAUGUAUCAGUAGAUACUAUAAUUAGAAGAGCAAAGGAAAAUUAAAUUUAAGGUUACCUGCCUUUAAAAAAACCGCUUUUAAAUUAAGAAAAAGCGAAUAAGAGACUUGAUUUUGCAAUUAAUAUCAAAAAACAAUUAGAUAGUAAAAACUUAAAUUUAAAAAACUUUAUUUUUACUGAUGAAACCAAACUUAGAUUAUUUUAAUCUGAAGUUAGUGGAAAUGUUUAUAUCAAAUGCAAAAAGGAAGAGAGGCUUGAACCUAAAAAUGUUAUUGGGUCUGUAAAAUAUGGUGGUGGAGGAAUUUGUUUUUGGGGUUCAAUUAGUUAUGUUGGAGUAGGAGAACUCCAUAUGAUUUAAGAAAAUAUAACUGGAGAAAUCUACUCAAAGCAAAUUCUUGAAAAAGCUUUAGUCAACUCAUUAUAAAAAAUGAAUAUUAAUGUGAAAGACGCUAUAAUAUUUGAAGAUCUUGAUCCCAAACAUUCUAUGAGGUGCAAAACCUCAGAAAAUACUGCUAAAAAAAUGAAUUUUAAUAUCGUGUAAGAUUAUCCACCUGCAAGCCCGGAUGUUAAUCCAAUCGAAAAUAUAUGGAGCCUCUUAAAAGGAUAGAUAACUAAAUAAGCUCCUUCUUCUUUAUAAGAAUUAGAAAAAAUUUCUCAAAAAAAAUGGAUGCGAUUUAACAAAGAUCGUUACUCUGUGUUGAAGAAUUUAAUCUUAUCAUUUCCCAGAAGAAUCGAAGAAGUGAUUUAAUCAAAAGGAUGGUAUACAAAAUAUUGA
This is a messenger RNA of Tetrahymena thermophila SB210, 927 nucleotides long. RefSeq names its product DDE family endonuclease. NCBI's taxonomy places the organism in Eukaryota, Ciliophora, Oligohymenophorea, Hymenostomatida, Tetrahymenidae. The transcript has a single exon. The record is from RefSeq and is a predicted model, not a curated record. Gene Ontology annotation, molecular function: DNA binding. Gene Ontology annotation, biological process: DNA transposition; DNA integration.